Lytechinus pictus (painted urchin) is the source of this 1497-nucleotide messenger RNA. RefSeq lists its product as uncharacterized. The record is from RefSeq and is a predicted model, not a curated record. Bases 1 to 1497 code for a protein of 498 amino acids. Lineage: Eukaryota; Metazoa; Echinodermata; Echinoidea; Temnopleuroida; Toxopneustidae. The transcript has 2 exons.
AUGGCUCGGUGGCUUCUUGUGAGCGUGGUCAUCGUCACCACACUGUGGAGGUGUACUCCAGCACUCCCCAUUUCGAAACUAAAGCAGACAGGGGAGGCUGACAGCAAAGAAUUAGUGAAUGGCAUCAUCACUCAAGACGCCGCAGCUAAAGAGAAUGCCCAUGAUCUUGCUGUGCUGAAAGGUAUCCAACAAGAAACGGACCAAAACUACAUCGAUCUGGCCUACGGGUUCGACUACGAUGACGAGUUCAAUUUUGAUGAUUUCGGGAAUGACGCCGAAGACCAGGAGAAAGGUGCUCUAAUUGCUCGCCUCUUCCAGCUCAGGAGUAAAGGAAGAGGUAGAGGUAAACCAAAACCAAAACCCUGUUCAGACUGCAAUAAACCUUGUCCUGGAAAUGGUGGAGGAGGCGGUGGCGGAGGAGGAGGUGGAGGCGGUGGAGGUGGUGGUGGUGGAGGAGGAGGCGGUGGUGGAGGAAAUAAACCAAAGCCAAAACCAGGUAAUGGUGGCGGUGGGGGUGGAGGAGGCGGUGGUGGUGGUGGAGGUGGAGGCGGCGGAGGAGGCGGUGGUGGAGGAGGAGGAUACAAACCUAAGCCUAAACCAAAACCAGGUAAUGGUGGGGGUGGAGGAGGAGGUGGUGGAGGAGGAGGAUACAAACCUAAGCCUAAACCAAAACCAGGUAAUGGAGGAGGCGGUGGCGGAGGAAAUAAACCAAAGCCAAAACCAGGUAAUGGUGGCGGUGGGGGUGGAGGAGGAGGGGGAGGCGGUGGUGGUGGUGGAGGUGGAGGCGGCGGAGGUGGCGGUGGUGGAGGAAAUAAACCAAAGCCAAAACCAAAACCAGGUAAUGGUGGCGGUGGGGGUGGAGGAGGAGGGGGAGGCAGUGGAGGAGGAGGGGGAGGCGGUGGAGGAGGAGGAGGCGGUGGUGGAGGAGGAUACAAACCUAAGCCUAAACCAAAACCAGGUAAUGGUGGGGGUGGAGGAGGAGGGGGAGGAGGUGGGGGUGGAGGAGGAGGUGGAGGCGGCGGAGGAGGCGGCGGUGGUGGAGGAGGAGGAUACAAACCUAAGCCUAAACCAAAACCAGGUAAUGGUGGAGGGGGAGGUGGUGGUGGAGGCGGUGGAGGUGGCGGCGGAGGUGGUGGAGGAGGAGGAUACAAACCUAAGCCUAAACCAAAACCAGGUAAUGGUGGGGGUGGAGGGGGUGGGGGUGGAGGAGGUGGGGGAGGUGGGGGAGGUGGGGGUGGAGGAGGCGGGGGAGGUGGUGGGGGAGGAGGAGGAGGUGGUGGAGGAGGAGGAUAUAAACCGAAGCCUAAACCAAAGCCAGGUAAUGGUGGCGGUGGGGGUGGAGGAGGAGGCGGUGGAGGUGGAGGUGGAGGUGGAGGAGGAGGUGGUGGAGGAGGAGGAGGUGGUGGGGGAGGAGGUGGAGGGGGCUAUAAUUGGCAAAAGUAUGUUGGAUCAUACUACAAAAAAGAAAGCAAUGCUCUUGCAGAAAAGGAAGUAUAA